AUGGCGACAAAGACGACGAUUUAGGGCUUUCAUGUUUCUUCGACGAUGGGAUCCCGGAAUUCAACGGGAGGAACAAAAUGGGUUAGAUCAUCAUCAGGAGGGUUCGAUCGGAAAGAUACGGAAACGACAGGGAGUUUUGGGAAGAAGGUAUAAUCUGGGUUCUCGAUGGAUCCUUUUGCAAAAAGGGAAUAUGGAAACUGAAAGAUCUCAGAAAUCAUCAAGAUCUGUGGAAUGGAUCGAGAUCUCAAUCAUCAUCCAGGCAAAAGCUCAGAAUCAGGGAGGUGGCUCAUAUUUGCCUUGUCAUCAUCAAAGAACCAGAUACUGUGUUUGGUUACAUCACACCAAAUACAGAUAACUAAUUGCCGCAUGGGAAAGAAACUGGAAUCUUUUAUUUUAAGGUCUCAGUACAGGAAUGGAACUUUUAAAAAUAUUGUCUCUGUGUCCCAUUGCGCAUUGUACAGGUUUAGGCUACUUGAGAUAGGGCUCAUAGGUCCAAAGAACCAACAAGCACGAGGGUGGGUGGCUGAACAACUCACUAACAAUCGCUUCAGACUACAACGUGUGACGUCUACAAGUUCUGUGGUUAUGGUGUACUAUAGCUUUGGAGUUUCAAGUUGGUGAUUAUUUACAGUGGCGAUGGAGACACACUGAGAAUAUGUUUGGCUAUACCAUGUUUCAGUUAAUUGCUAGUGCUGUCGCCACUAGUACCAUGGCCUCAUUAAGCCAAAGAAAAAUAUGGAGCAGCCACCUUUAUAUAGGAAUGGAUACGUUCGAAUUUGGCGAGGAUAUAAUUAUUUAUAAGUUGUUUACAAACCAGGCUCGUAAAUGGAUUACGAGGGAUCACGAUCUGGAGAGAAGAGCCUUUAAGGGGUUCAAGGUUUGUUUAUUGGAUUAUGAUUUGAAGAUUGGUUUUGUCUUCUCCGAGGAAUGGAAGAGACAAGAGAGACAGAGAGUAUCGAGAUUCAUUGUGAUAUCUCGAUUCAAUGUUUUUAUCUUGUUUAAACCUGACUCUUUUGUUAAGUGUUUAUCAAGGAAUAACAAUGGAUCUCUGGAUUUUUUUUGGUUUAAGAGGAAAAGUAUAAAU
Molecule: messenger RNA, 1084 nt
Organism: Raphanus sativus (radish)
Lineage: Eukaryota; Viridiplantae; Streptophyta; Magnoliopsida; Brassicales; Brassicaceae
Exons: 3
Coding region: 232-621 (129 amino acids)
Source: RefSeq, a predicted model, not a curated record